AUGGCCAGACUCUCAUGGGUUCCAACUGCUCUUUUCGUCAUCCUAGCCUUGAGCUUUGCCAUUGAUGUUGCUCUGGCUGAGAAAGAGGGAUCACUUCGUCGUGAAGAUUGUCCAUCAGCAUGCAAGUAUCGGUGUUCAGAAACUUCACAUAAGAAGCCAUGCAUGUUCUUCUGCAAGAAAUGCUGCGACAAAUGUCUUUGUGUACCAUCGGGCACAUAUGGGCACAAGGAAGAAUGCCCAUGCUACAACAACUGGAAGACCAAAGAAGGUGGUCCUAAGUGCCCAUGA
This is a messenger RNA of Prunus mume (Japanese apricot), 288 nucleotides long. RefSeq lists its product as uncharacterized. The record is from RefSeq and is a predicted model, not a curated record. Lineage: Eukaryota; Viridiplantae; Streptophyta; Magnoliopsida; Rosales; Rosaceae.